Magallana angulata is the source of this 513-nucleotide messenger RNA. Its product is annotated as serine protease inhibitor Kazal-type 1-like. The record is from RefSeq and is a predicted model, not a curated record. NCBI's taxonomy places the organism in Eukaryota, Metazoa, Mollusca, Bivalvia, Ostreida, Ostreidae. The coding region runs from base 96 to 365 and encodes 89 amino acids. Gene Ontology annotation, molecular function: protein binding. The transcript is spliced from 4 exons.
GCAGUUUAUUAAAAAAAAAAAAAAAGAUCGAAUUACUAUAAUAUCAAUUUCAACAGCGAUUUCAGUUCGAGAAGAGCUAGAGGUAACAAGAAAUAAUGAAGUUUCUGUACGUUUGUAUUUUGUUGGGACUACUUUCCGUUAGUGGUCUUGUUACGUCUGCAACACCCUGGAAGAGAGGCCUCCAGUGCCCCUGCACGAUGCAAUGGGAUCCAGUAUGCGGAAGUGAUGGAAAAACAUAUUCAAACUUGUCAUGUUUGAAUUGCAAAAAAGGGGUCAGAAAGGCAUGUGACGGGAUUUGUCCUUGUCAGCAUUACAAGAAAUCAACAGAGAGUUACACGAGUAUAACCUAUAGCGAUAUCAUUUAAUCAAGCACAUAUAUUUUCUCGAAAACAGCUUUUCGAUAUAAAAAAAAGUUGCUAGCAUAUGCUGAUUUUUUUAUAAUCUAAAGACGAAAUAUUCAGAAUAGAAAAUGAUUCUUUCGUUUACAGACAUAAAAUUACAAGUUUCAAAUGC